CACUUCCCCCUCCUCCUUCGCCUCCUCGUCCUCUCUGAGUCAAAUUGAGGAGACGUUCGUGGUGGUAGCUUCUUAGGUUUGCCUCCUCCCACUCUCUCAGCAGCCUCCUUUGAAAAACCGCGACGCGAUGAAGACGUCUUGGCUGAGCGGAGCAGCAGUAGCCUUCUUCGGCCUGGUUCUCGCGGUGGCCGUUCUCACCCGUUCGACCUCCGCUUACGUCACGUCCUUCCCUGAGGAGCCCGAUAUCGAUGGAACACUCAUCACCGUGGGCAUUGCCGUGGCCAAAUUCCUGGCGGGGCUGGUCCCUUACCCCGGCGUCUCCGCUCUCCUCCUGGCCAUUAUCCACGCCUGGGAGCCCAAGCCCGAGGACAAUUACUGGGACCACGUGAAGGAUAACGUAGCCCAGGUGUGCGGGAACUUCGUCAAUGAGCAUAAUAUGGCUCAGGUGGUUGUGUACAAGAACGAUCUGCUGUCUUUGUUGAAGAAGUACGAGCGCGCGGGCGUGGAAAGCGACGGUACGUACCCCGACAAAAACACGGUCGCUGAUGCCAUCACGACGUCCAUCAUUUCCAAUCGGUAUCUGGUGGAGGCGACAGAGAUGCCGUGGUCGAUGAGCGUCGAUUUCACCGACAUCGCUAGCGUCCAUGUCCUUAUCUUGAAGGACGUAGCAGAAGCCUACAGCGAACCAGGAGCCGUGUCGAGAUGGUGGGUCGACCUAUCUCGCGAACUCAGCCACUACAUCGAGUACGGGACCUACCUUCAGGCCGAGACUAUGACGUGGAGGGACACGAAGAUCGAGUGCUUCUUUGACGAGGCGAGCGGGGGCUGCCUGGCCUUCGAGUGGAUGGGAAUCGACUGCUACGAUGAAUAUGUGAUCAAGGACCACGUCUCCGGCUACCAGGAGAAGUGCAACCAGCUCCACCCCGACAAGCCCGAAGAAGGUUCCUGCGUGAGUUUCUGCCCCCUGUACCAGCGCCACGUCGACCAGGACUCCGCCCGAUGGAUCCACCACAACAUGGGCGUGGUCGUGGAGGAAUGGGCGGCGCUGAAGCUCCAGGCGGACGGGAUGGCUCAGCAGGCGUCCAGGUACUACAAUCCCCGUACAAAGGACAACCAGUAGUUAUUUCAAAAUUUUGAAACAUGAAGAAGUUGACAAAAAAAAAAAAAAAAAAAAAAAAAAAAAAAAUCCUCUCAAACACCUAGACGAAAUAUGAUGUCAAUUUGCAAUGAUUUCAAAAAGACACUCAAAGUUUAAA
Molecule: messenger RNA, 1256 nt
Organism: Penaeus chinensis
Lineage: Eukaryota; Metazoa; Arthropoda; Malacostraca; Decapoda; Penaeidae
Exons: 7
Coding region: 128-1120 (330 amino acids)
Molecular function (GO): toxin activity
Source: RefSeq, a predicted model, not a curated record